AUGGCGCAGAACAACUUGAUUGAAACCACCUUGGAGCGCCUCACUAAGCAAAACCACGCUUCCAUGAAGGUUUUGCUUCGCUACGUCUAUUGUGAAAUCAAGCAAAUGCCCACUGCCAGAGGAGGUUCCUGGUGCAAAAUGAUUAUGCGCUUCGUGGACAAAGACGGCAAGGGUCUGUACGCGGAGCUUCGCGCGUCGGACGCCAACACUCUGAGGAAGGUGGCUGAACCCUGGAGCAAGGAUGUCUUCUAUGCCACGCACCUCAAGCCGGUCAGUAACAAAUUCUUCGCUGGCCUCUAUGUGGAUUUGUCAGACAGAGCCUCGAGGGCCAAAGUGAUUCCGGUUGCUUCUUCCCACCCGUCGGCGAUGGAGAUGAAGACCCUCUUCCCCGUUGCGAGGUCGGACUUCUCGGUGUUGGCGACACAGUGCCAAGGGCGCGAGCGUGUGGAUGUCAUUGGACUGGUCACGGAGCUUGAGAUGCCGAAUACCUCCAAGCCCAAAGCCAACCUCUGGUUGAAAGACACGUCGGGCAAGGAGAUGCUGGUCAACAUCUGGGGCGACCGCUUCGUAAAGAGUCUGGCUGACGCGCACAAAGGUAGCGUCGUUCAGAUCGACAACCUUUCCCUGCUCAAGAAGGAGAACGAUUCCAUCGAAGGCGCCGCGGAACAUUUCAUCGACAACGACAAGCACGGCUUUAGUAUGCUGCACGUGGACCCUAAAGGCGAUCGGGCACAGGAGCUUCGGGAUCUGGAACCCACACAAGGCGAUCGCAUCUCCGUUCCUUGGUGCCCUUCCUUGAGUGGUGGCGGCAGGCUGACCUCCGACUUGGGGCCCUGCUACGUCGCAUGCGCCGCAACUAUGAAUGCAUUCGGCAGCGCAAUGGAACAGGGAUCAACGCAGGACUGCCUUCGCGAGAAAGUCGAAGUGGCCCUGCACAACGUCUGGCUCGUCGACAUCGUUGGGGAUCCAGUCUAUACUCCGUGCAAAGUGUGCUCCACGAAGAUCGACCCAGGGACCAGUAAGUGCAAGCGUGCCACCGAUGGAUGUCAGACGGAGCCUGCGGAUGCCCAGCGAGUGCUGGCCACCGUGCACUUGGCGGACUGGACGGGGCAGCUCAGCAACGUGCUUGUGGGAGGACCGGAGCUGGCGGCGCUGGCCCGGGUCCGUGACGAAGAGAAGCUGGUUCAGUUGAUCCAGUCGAAAGGCAGUGAGGCAGUCUGCUUCAGGGGGCCGUGCGACGCACGGCUGGGGACGUCGCACCGCCUCGGCCAAGCCCGCGGGGGCUCCGCGCAGCAAGCUUCGCAGGCGAGUGUGGCCGGCGGACUUGCUCCCCCGACCCAGUUUCAGGUCUUGGCAGCUCGCGCCUGCUUCGGCGAGGAGUACGACGAGGACCGGCGGCCAAUGGUGAAGAAGGUCACCCGUCUUGCGACCGAGAAGCGAGAUGGUGCUGUGCUGCCAGUCCAGUGUCCGAUUGCCGAUUUGAUGUGCUCAGACAUGGGCACCUUCUUCAAGUUAGGCGGUGUCUUCGCAAACUACGUGACCGUCGCGGCCUUUGCCGAGGACGAGCCCACCGUGGAGGAGGUGUUCAAGGACGAGGAGAAGCACCUGUUGACGAAGCACGCAGAGGUGUACUCGUACACGCUCGAGCGUGUAGGAGACAGAAAGGCAUUCGGGAUCGAGGCUUUUUGUCAAUUCACAAAUUGCUUCCUCUUCAACAUGGCAGACGGCCAACCGCGCUUGAUCUUGGGCCGUGUGAUCAAGAAUGCGGCAACCAACGAGGUGGUUUUGCAAGUGGAAUGGAUGUCGAAAGUGACACCAGAGCAGAUCCGGACAUUCUCGAAGGAGCGUGAGAUGGUCUGGAACCUCCUCCAGGGCGGACCGGCGUUGCAAAGCAACAAACGACCUGCCAGCAGCCUCGUGCAGGAGACGCCCUCGAAAGUGAAGUGCGGCGCUUGGGAAAUGGACUGA
This is a messenger RNA of Symbiodinium sp. CCMP2592, 1968 nucleotides long. Lineage: Eukaryota; Dinophyceae; Suessiales; Symbiodiniaceae. The record is from the annotation of a GenBank genome assembly.